Antechinus flavipes (yellow-footed antechinus) is the source of this 1144-nucleotide messenger RNA. It is a transcript of the gene SPDYC, whose product is annotated as speedy/RINGO cell cycle regulator family member C. The record is from RefSeq and is a predicted model, not a curated record. Gene Ontology annotation, biological process: positive regulation of cyclin-dependent protein serine/threonine kinase activity. Gene Ontology annotation, molecular function: protein kinase binding. Lineage: Eukaryota; Metazoa; Chordata; Mammalia; Dasyuromorphia; Dasyuridae. The coding region runs from base 48 to 935 and encodes 295 amino acids. The transcript is spliced from 7 exons.
UACCUUGUUCAGGUCCUGUCCCCCAUUCCCUUCUCUCCUUCUCGUUGAUGAUAAACCUGAUGAACCGAGGUCUGGACCCUGCUGCUGCCCUUCCUGUGUUCAGCAGCUGGGUGAAGCCGGCGGUGUGGGCCGGUUCCGGGCACCCCGCCUUCCGCCAGCAGCAGGAGGUGCAGGCCUUCCUUAACCUUCUCGAGGACAGCUACCUGCAGCAAUUCUUGGCUACUGAUCUGUGCUUCCAAAUCUCGGAUAAGUAUCUCCUGGCAAUGACCCUGAUUUAUUUCCAAAGAGCUGGCCUGCAGCUCAAUGAAUAUACCCACAGCAACCUCUUCUUAGCCUUGUUUCUAGCUAAUGACAUGGAGGAAGACAGAGAGGACCCCAAGUAUGAGAUUCUGCCCUGGGCUCUGGGCCGGGGCUGGCGGAAGCUCGUGCCCAGCUUCCUCCGUCAGAGGGACCAGCUGUGGGCACGGAUGGGUUACCGGGCAGUUGUGAGCCGGCACUGCUGUGAGGAGGUCAUGGCAAAGGAACCCUCCCACUGGGCCUGGACCAGGGAACGGGCUGCCCACCACGGGGGGGCUCGUCGAGGUUCCCCCCAGCGGGAUCAGAACGGUUCCACGGUCAUGUCUCACGUCUCCGAUCUCUCUCCACUGGGCUGCUCCGUUUGUGACUGCUGGGUCCGGUGGGACCAUUCUCCAUUUCCUCCCGAACGGUGUUCCCCCAAACAGAACUCCCUGAAACAGCGGCCCCCCCAGCAGCAGCCCCCCAAACAGCCUCCUUCCACUCAGUCCCUUUCACACUUUUCCUUGGCCCCUUGGCCCAGGAACUUUUUCCUCAUUCUCCCACCAAGGCUGCAGCUAGAACCUGGAACCUACACUUUACAGAUCAUGCCAGAGCUGGCUGCCGCCGUCUCCUCUUCUUCUUGGCAGUCAGUAGGAUAAAGAGCAGGUGGAACCAGCCUGCCAGCCCCUCUCCGCAGCUGCCCCGAGUGGGCUGACUGCCCUCCCUGGUGUCAGGCUGGCAUCGCUGCUGCCCUCCCUAUCCUCCUUCCCUCCCUCCCUUUUCCAGCUUCCUCCCUGCUGGAUAACUCUCUUGAUUGACACCACGAUGGUCUUGGUUCCUUCUUUAAUAAAUUGGAGAAGAGACGUUG